This is a messenger RNA of Euleptes europaea (tarantolino), 3321 nucleotides long. RefSeq names its product solute carrier family 4 member 4 (gene SLC4A4). Gene Ontology annotation, molecular function: monoatomic anion transmembrane transporter activity; solute:inorganic anion antiporter activity; sodium:bicarbonate symporter activity. Bases 8 to 3316 code for a protein of 1102 amino acids. The transcript is spliced from 25 exons. Gene Ontology annotation, cellular component: basolateral plasma membrane; plasma membrane. Gene Ontology annotation, biological process: regulation of intracellular pH; transmembrane transport; bicarbonate transport. The record is from RefSeq and is a predicted model, not a curated record. NCBI's taxonomy places the organism in Eukaryota, Metazoa, Chordata, Lepidosauria, Squamata, Sphaerodactylidae.
CGCCGCGAUGGAAGAGCGCCGCAAGGCGGACCCCCGGAGGAUGGAGGAUGAGGCGGUGCUGGACCGGGGGGCAUCGUUCCUGAAACAUGUGUGCGACGAUGAGGAGGUGGAAGGUCAUCAUACGGUCUACAUCGGGGUACACGUGCCUAAGAGUUAUAGGAGGAGGAGACGCCACAGAAGACGGCCCAAGGAGAAGAAAGAAAAGGAGAAACUCACCGAAUACUACUCGGACAAAUCCGAUGUGGAAAAUGCAGACGAGACCAGCAGCAGCAUCCUCAAACCACUCAUCUCCCCUGCCGCCGAGCGCAUCCGCUUCAUUUUGGGCGAAGACGAUGACAGCCCCGCUCCGCCUCAGCUCUUCACGGAACUGGACGAACUGCUGGCCGUUGAUGGGCAGGAGAUGGAAUGGAAGGAGACGGCAAGGUGGAUAAAGUUUGAAGAAAAAGUGGAACAGGGAGGAGAGAGGUGGAGUAAACCUCACGUUGCCACGUUAUCCUUGCACAGUUUGUUUGAACUGAGGACGUGUAUGGAGAAAGGGUCGAUCCUGUUGGACAUGGAGGCCUCAUCACUCCCUCAGGUAGUAGAGAUGAUUGUUGACAAUCAGAUCGACACGGGGCUGCUGAAGCAAGACAUGAAGGAUAAAGUCACCUACACACUGCUCAGGAAGCAUCGGCACCAGACCAAAAAAUCCAACCUGCGCUCGCUGGCCGACAUCGGAAAGACCGUCUCCAGUGCAAGUAGGAUGUUUACCAACCCCGAUAAUGGCAGCCCGGCCAUGACGCAUAGAAACCUGACUUCUUCCAGCUUGAACGACAUCUCCGACAAACCCGACAAAGAGCAGCUGAAGAAUAAGUUCAUGAAGAAGUUACCUCGGGAUGCCGAGGCCUCCAAUGUACUGGUCGGAGAGGUCGACUUCUUGGAAAACCCUUUCAUUGCCUUCGUUCGGCUACAACAAGCAGUUAUGCUCGGUGCUCUAACAGAAGUUCCUGUCCCGACCCGGUUUCUCUUCAUUUUGCUGGGUCCCAAAGGUAAAGCUAAAUCGUACCACGAGAUUGGCCGCUCCAUUGCCACUUUGAUGUCUGAUGAGGUGUUCCACGACAUUGCCUACAAAGCCAAAGACCGGCAGGACCUGAUCGCUGGCAUCGAUGAGUUCCUGGACGAAGUCAUUGUGCUUCCCCCUGGGGAGUGGGACCCCGCCAUCAGGAUAGAGCCCCCCAAGUCCCUCCCAUCCUCUGACAAAAGGAAAAACAUGUACGCCGGCGGUGAGAAUAUGCAGAUGAACGGAGACACGCCUCAUGACGGGGGCCAAGGCAGUGGGGGCCAUGGUGAUGGUGAAGAAUUGCAACGGACCGGCAAAUUUUUCGGUGGCCUAAUCAAAGAUAUCAAGCGGAAAGCGCCUUUCUUUGCCAGCGACUUCUACGAUGCUCUUAACAUCCAAGCCCUUUCUGCCAUUCUCUUCAUUUAUCUGGCGACGGUAACCAACGCCAUCACCUUCGGGGGGCUGCUGGGCGACGCGACGGACAACAUGCAGGGCGUGUUGGAAAGCUUUCUGGGCACAGCAGUGACGGGGACCGUCUUCUGCUUUCUCGCUGGACAGCCGCUCACAAUCCUGAGCAGCACCGGGCCAGUCUUGGUCUUCGAGCGGCUUUUAUUUAACUUCAGCAAAGAAAACGGUUUCGAUUAUCUGGAGUUCCGGCUCUGGAUCGGCCUGUGGUCGGCCUUCCUGUGUCUCAUCCUGGUGGCCACGGACGCCAGCUUCUUGGUCCAGUACUUCACCCGCUUCACGGAGGAAGGUUUUUCUUCCCUCAUCAGCUUCAUCUUCAUCUACGACGCGUUCAAGAAGAUGAUCAAGCUCGCCGAGUAUUACCCCAUCAAUUCCCAUUUUAAAGUGGGUUACAUCACUCUUUAUACCUGUACCUGCAUGCCACCGGGUCCAGUUAAUAGCUCCUUAUUCAAUGAGACCACCGCAACAUCAGCGAAUUGGCUUGCGAGCAACUCAACAGAGAUGCACAACGGCACAAUGGACUGGCCCUCUCUGGCAAAGAAGGAGUGUCUGAAAUAUGGAGGCACCUUGGUGGGGAACAACUGCAAGUAUGUCCCCGACAUCACCCUCAUGUCUUGUAUCCUAUUUCUGGGCACCUACACCUGCUCCAUGGCCUUGAAGAAAUUCAAGACCAGCCGCUAUUUCCCAACCAUCGCACGGAAGUUGAUCAGUGACUUUGCCAUCAUCCUUUCUAUCCUGAUAUUCUGUGGGAUCGAUGCCCUAGUAGGUGUGGAUACACCAAAGCUCAUUGUGCCAAGUGAAUUCAAGCCAACGAGCCCCCACAGAGGCUGGUUCGUCCCACCGUUUGGAGGGAACCCCUGGUGGGUGUACCUGGCGUCAGCCAUCCCUGCGUUGCUGGUGACCAUCCUCAUCUUCAUGGACCAGCAAAUCACGGCCGUCAUCGUCAACCGGAAAGAGCACAAACUCAAGAAAGGUGCUGGCUAUCAUCUGGAUCUCUUCUGGGUGGCCGUUUUAAUGAUUAUAUGUUCCUUCAUGGGCCUGCCCUGGUACGUUGCUGCUACCGUGAUCUCCAUUGCGCACAUCGACAGCUUGAAGAUGGAGACGGAGACUUCAGCGCCAGGAGAGCAGCCCAAAUUCCUAGGAGUCAGGGAACAGAGAGUGACAGGAGUGCUUGUGUUCAUUCUGACUGGCGUUUCAGUCUUCAUGGCUCCAAUCUUGAAGUUUAUUCCCAUGCCUGUGCUCUAUGGAGUGUUUCUUUACAUGGGCGUCGCUUCCCUUAAUGGAGUGCAGUUCAUGGAUCGUCUGAAGCUGCUCCUGAUGCCUCUCAAGCACCAGCCGGACUUCAUCUAUCUGCGCCAUGUCCCGCUCCGCCGGGUGCACCUCUUCACUUUCCUCCAGGCAGUUUGCCUGGCUCUCCUUUGGAUCCUCAAAUCUACGGUGGCUGCGAUCGUAUUCCCAGUCAUGAUCCUGGCGCUGGUGGCGGUCCGAAAGGCCAUGGACUACUUCUUCUCCCAGCAUGACCUCAGUUUCCUUGACGACGUCAUUCCAGAGAAGGAUAAGAAAAAGAAAGAAGAUGAGAAGAAGAAGAAGAAGAAGAAGAGCAGCCUGGACAGCGACAAUGAUGAUGAGAAAAAUCACCAACAUUCCUUGAACGACAUACAUCAUGCUGAUAAUUUUCCUUACCUCCACUCCCACACGAUGCCAAGCCCUCCACGAACUCCAGUGAAAGUUGUGCCUCAAAUUAGAAUAGAGCUCGAUCCUGAAGACGGUGGCUUUUUCUGGCGGAGCAAGGGAACAGAAACAACUUUGUAACUUGG